This is a messenger RNA of Sus scrofa (pig), 3030 nucleotides long. Lineage: Eukaryota; Metazoa; Chordata; Mammalia; Artiodactyla; Suidae. The record is from RefSeq and is a predicted model, not a curated record.
GUCGGGAGAAGGACGGGGCUUGGCGGCGGGCGGGCGGAGCCCCGGGCAAGUGAUUUUCUAGAAUCUCUUCCCAGCGGCCUUUGCGGUUCCAACAUGGCGGAGCUGACGGUGGAGGUUCGCGGCUCCAACGGGGCUUUCUACAAGGGAUUUAUCAAAGAUGUUCAUGAAGACUCCCUCACAGUUGUUUUUGAGAACAAUUGGCAACCAGAACGCCAGGUUCCAUUUAAUGAAGUUAGAUUACCACCACCACCUGAUAUAAAAAAAGAAAUCAGUGAAGGGGAUGAAGUAGAGGUGUAUUCAAGAGCAAAUGAUCAAGAACCAUGUGGAUGGUGGUUGGCUAAAGUUCGAAUGAUGAAAGGAGAAUUUUAUGUCAUUGAAUAUGCUGCUUGUGAUGCCACUUACAAUGAAAUAGUCACAUUUGAACGACUUCGGCCUGUCAAUCAAAAUAAAACUGUCAAAAAAAAUACCUUCUUUAAAUGCACAGUGGAUGUUCCUGAGGAUUUGAGAGAGGCGUGUGCUAAUGAAAAUGCACAUAAAGAUUUUAAGAAAGCAGUAGGAGCUUGCAGAAUUUUUUACCAUCCAGAAACCACACAGCUAAUGAUACUGUCUGCCAGUGAAGCAACUGUGAAGAGAGUAAAUAUUUUGAGUGACAUGCAUUUGCGAAGUAUUCGUACAAAGUUGAUGCUUAUGUCUAGAAAUGAAGAGGCUACUAAGCAUUUAGAAUGCACAAAACAACUUGCAGCAGCUUUUCAUGAGGAAUUUGUUGUGAGAGAAGAUUUGAUGGGCCUGGCAAUAGGAACACAUGGUAGUAACAUACAGCAAGCUAGGAAGGUUGCUGGAGUUACAGCUAUUGAAUUAGACGAAGAUACUGGAACAUUUAGAAUCUACGGAGAGAGUGCUGAUGCAGUAAAAAAGGCCAGAGGAUUCUUGGAAUUUGUGGAGGAUUUUAUUCAGGUUCCUAGGAAUCUUGUUGGAAAGGUAAUUGGGAAAAAUGGCAAAGUAAUUCAAGAAAUAGUGGACAAAUCUGGUGUGGUUCGGGUGAGAAUUGAAGGAGACAAUGAAAAUAAACUACCUAGAGAAGAUGGCAUGGUUCCAUUUGUAUUUGUUGGCACUAAAGAAAGCAUUGGAAAUGUGCAAGUUCUUUUAGAGUAUCACAUUGCUUAUCUAAAGGAAGUAGAACAGCUAAGAAUGGAACGCCUACAGAUUGAUGAACAACUACGACAGAUUGGUAUGGGUUUCAGACCUUCUUCCACCAGAGGGCCUGAAAAAGAGAAAGGAUAUACCACUGAUGAAAGUACCGUCUCUUCUGUACAAGGUUCUAGGUCUUAUAGUGGAAGAGGCAGAGGUCGUCGGGGCCCUAAUUACACCUCCGGUUAUGGUACAAACUCUGAGCUGUCUAACCCAUCUGAAACUGAAUCUGAGCGUAAAGAUGAGCUAAGUGAUUGGUCGUUGGCAGGAGAAGAUGAUCGAGAGAGCCGGCAUCAGCGUGACAGCAGGAGACGCCCAGGAGGAAGAGGCAGAAGCGUUUCAGGGGGUCGAGGUCGUGGUGGACCACGUGGUGGCAAAUCUUCCAUCAGUUCUGUGCUCAAAGAUCCAGACAGCAAUCCAUACAGCUUACUUGAUAAUACAGAAUCAGAUCAGACUGCAGACACUGAUGCCAGCGAAUCUCAUCACAGUACUAACCGUCGUAGGCGGUCUCGUAGACGAAGGACUGAUGAAGAUGCUGUUCUGAUGGAUGGGAUGACUGAAUCUGAUACAGCUUCUGUUAAUGAAAAUGGGCUAGAUGAUAGUGAAAAAAAACCCCAGCGACGCAAUCGUAGCCGCAGGCGUCGUUUCAGGGGUCAGGCAGAAGAUAGACAGCCAGUCACAGUUGCAGAUUAUAUUUCUAGAGCUGAGUCUCAGAGCAGACAAAGAAACCUCCCAAGGGAAACUUUGGCUAAAAACAAGAAAGAAAUGGCAAAAGAUGUGAUUGAAGAGCAUGGUCCUUCAGAAAAGGCAAUAAAUGGCCCAACUAGUGCUUCUGGCGAUGAAAUUUCUAAGCUACAGCGUACUCCAGGAGAAGAAAAGAUUAAUACCUUAAAAGAAGAAAAUAAUCAAGAAGCAGCAGUCCUGAAUGGUGUUUCAUAAACUGAAGAAGUUCCUAGUUUACAGUUCUUUUACAUUACAUUUUACAAUAGUGCUUGUACAAGCUUGCCAAAGAUAGAAUAUGGAUCGCCAGUCUUUACAUCGCACUUUCAGUUCCUCCAUUUGGAAUUCAGAAAGGGGAGGGAUCCUGAAGAAAUCAUAUGUUAAACAUACUUUGACACCUACUGUGUUAAAAAUAUAUCAUCAGAUGUGCCUUGAGAAUAGUAUAUGUAACAUUAAAAAAAGUUGCUGGCUAUAGGAAAUGUUAUUUUGUUUUCAAAAUAUGGCAGAGAUGGGGGAGGUGGGUGGGGUGGGAUCCCUAACGUAAUAUUCUUUAUGAAAGCAUUAGCUGCUUUUGUUACAUUUUUAAUAUGCAACCACUUCUUCACCUGAGGAAAACUAGAAUGAAAUGCAGUCUAAGAUAUUUUGCACUGAAUUGUAAUUUCUUCAUUAGUUUAGUCUGGAAACUGGUCUGUUUUAAUGUUUUUAAAAUGCUGUGUUAUGUAGAGGCAAAUCUGCAGACCACUGGAAUACAUUUGUUAAAUUCUCAUCUGCAGGGACACUGGGUGAUAUUGGCAGUGACUGUUCUGCAUUGAGGCUUUGUUUGGUUUAUUUAUUAAAGUGUACAGUAUUUAAAAAAUCAAACAUAGCUUUAGUUAAAACACUAAGCUGAAUUAGUCAUGUCCAUUCAGACAUAACCUGAACUACUGACUGAAAAGAUCAAUUUCCAGAAGGUUUAUUCUGUAUAAACUACAUGUUAGUCUUCAGUAGUUAUCUUUUCCUUUUCUUAUUUUUCCUCCUUUUUUCUUUUUCUUUUUGUUAUUUUUUUUUUUUUUGAUUUUGGUUGUUUGAUGUGCAAUAUGUUUUUGUAUGCAGGUAGUAAAUAAACUUUGAUCUUCCAUUUGC